AUGGCGGCGGCGGCUGCAGCGCGAGCGACGCGCCUGCGCGCGGCCACGCCCUCCGCCUUCCCGUCGGCCCCCGCGCGCGAAGGAGGCGUAGGGCAGCCCGGCAUGGCGGCCUACCUGACGCACCGGCAGAAGGUGCUGCGGCUCUACAAGAAGUCCCUGCGGCACCUGGAGUCCUGGUGCAUCCACCGACACAAGUACCGCUACUUUGCCUGCCUCCUGAGAGAACGAUUUGAUAAGAACAAGGAUGUGAAGGAUAUGGUGAAAGCUACAGAGCUGCUGAAGGCAGGUGAGGUGGAGUUCUGGGCAAACCAGCAUCCUCAGCCGUAUGUCUUCCCUGACUCCCCUGGGGGCACUUCCUAUGAGAGAUACGAGUGCUACAAGCUUCCUGAAUGGUGCUUGGAUUACUGGCAUCCAUCUGAGAAGGCAAUGUAUCCUGAUUACUUUGCCAAACGAGAGCAAUGGAAGAAGCUGCAGCAGGAAAGCUGGGAUAAAGAGAUUAAGCAGUUAGAAGAAGAAACUCCAGCUGAUGGUCCAAAAACUGAAGCUUUGCCUCCAGCACGUAAGGAAGGGCAUCUGCCACCCCUGUGGUGGCACUAUGUUACAAGACCUCGUGAAAUGCCGAUGUAAAAGCAUUAUUUCAUGUGAGAAUUGAAGCAGUUUAUCUUCUGUAGGCAGUUGACAUGCCAGUGAUCACAUGCUACUCUAAAUAAUACAAAAUAAACGCAAAUAAAGCAGGAGAAGGCAUUA
Messenger RNA from Falco peregrinus (peregrine falcon), 747 nucleotides. It is a transcript of the gene NDUFB9, whose product is annotated as NADH:ubiquinone oxidoreductase subunit B9. Gene Ontology annotation, biological process: mitochondrial electron transport, NADH to ubiquinone. The record is from RefSeq and is a predicted model, not a curated record. NCBI's taxonomy places the organism in Eukaryota, Metazoa, Chordata, Aves, Falconiformes, Falconidae.